AUGUUAUUUUAUAAAAUAAUAGUGUUUUCUAUAAUUUGUUCAUAUAUCUAUGAAACCAAUGGCCAGGACAAACUAAGACCGGAUAAAUUAAAUUUCUAUGUUAGAAAUUUUAAAAAUUCAAGAAAUAGUGAUUUCGAUAUGCUUUUAUCUGAUGAAUAUUCUAGCGGUAUAAUGGAUAGUGUUUUACCAGAUGACAAAAGACCAAAAUAUUGUUGUGGUGAAAAUCCAAAGUAUGACGACUAUGGGACAUUACUAGUUCAUAAUGAAGAUACCUUUAAUGAAUGGUUUAAUUCUGAUGGUACAUGUAAUAACUAUCUUGAAGUUGUAUCGUUUCCAUAUGAUAAUUGGGAUGACGAAGAAUUUUUUGUAUCUACAGAUGAUAUAUUUUACCCUUUCGAAGGAAAGGGAUUUGGAAAUGUAACCGAGUUCCCAGAAUAUGAAAAUGAUCCAUAUAAUCAAUUUUAUUGUUUAGAGGCUCAUUUUACUGCAAUACCAGACCAACCUUACAGUACUUUCCAUUUUCUAUCUGGCGGUGAAGUUUGGGUCUAUGUUGGUGGUAAAUUAGUUAUAGAUCAAGCAGGAACAAAUGAAGUUGGUUUUUAUGCUUCAACUAUGUUUGGUGCCAUAGAGGGUAUGGAAUAUUUCAAAGAAUAUGAUAUUGACAUAUACACUUGUGCUAGAUCUUCAGUCAUAAUACCCGAAUUACCCUUUUAUAUUGGUACAUAUUCCUUAAAUGUUUUUUGUAGAUGGAUUGAUGAUAAUGGUGUUUGUAAUGGUGGAUAUUUUAAAACUGUAUGUCCCGAUGAUCCUAUAAGCUGUACAGAAAAUAUCAGAGAAUGUGGUGUCUGCUCCAGUAUCAAUAGAACAUGUGAUGAUAUUCCAAUUACAACUUGUACAUACCCAGUUUGUGUCGAAGGUUCUGGCUGUAUUAUCCAAAAUAUAGAUUGUGAUGAUUUAGAUCCAUGCACAGUUGAUACAUGUGAUGAAACUAUUGGUUGUGUUCAUACUAAUAUACCAAACUGUCGUUGUAAUACCACAAACUGUAUAACUAUCGACCAGUGUUUCCCAAAAAUAUGUUUAGAUGAUGAUACAUGUGCCGAAACUUUAAGAGAUUGUUCAUUAGAGUUACCAAAUUGUCAAACUCCAUUAUGUUCAAAUGGAGAUUGUAUUUGUGAUGAUGACCAUCCAGUAAACCCACCAACAUCAACAACUGGGCAACCAACAUCAACAACAACAACAACAUCUCCAGGAACAACAGGAGUAUCGACAACUACAGGUGUUUCAUCCACUACCUCCACCAUUGGCUCAACUAAACCACCAAUUUUAACUAAUUGUGACAACUUCUCUUGCCCAAACGGAUAUGUAUGUAUUCAGCUUUCAAGAUCAUACACCUGUGUUUCAGAGCACUUUAACCAUAGAUGUGAUGUAGAUAAUUUAAAUAUAUAUUUUUAAUUAUAUCACAAAAAUAAAAAAAAAUAAAAAAUAAACACAUUUUGACUUUUCACAAGAUAUUUU
Messenger RNA from Dictyostelium purpureum, 1515 nucleotides. RefSeq lists its product as uncharacterized. Bases 1 to 1452 code for a protein of 483 amino acids. NCBI's taxonomy places the organism in Eukaryota, Evosea, Eumycetozoa, Dictyosteliales, Dictyosteliaceae. The transcript is spliced from 2 exons. The record is from RefSeq and is a predicted model, not a curated record. Gene Ontology annotation, cellular component: extracellular region.